AUGCAAGACUAUAAUGGCGGCCGUGACUUCAACUCUCUCAAGCGUGAGGUGGAUCGCAAGCUCGACCCACGGCCAGCUUGCAGCCUGGAGUCAAAGGAUGCCUGCACGCCGGAGGACAGGGCCACCCUAGAGGAAAGCGAGAAGAUGUCAAAGGCGGAGAGGGCGGCAAAGAUAAAGCAGGUGCAAGAGGAGAUCCAGGAGUCCAAGAAGCAAGCUGCCGAGCUCGAAAAGAAGGCGAAGAGGCUGGCGGAGUCGUUGGAGCUCAUCAAGGCCGGAGGCGCGGCCGUGGAGCGAGUGGAGCAGCUCUUGGAGGACGGCGACUGGCGCGCCCACUGUGAGGGCCGCACUUGCAUCGUCGCCUUCCUGCCGCACAUCUAUGACGACGGUGCCGCCGGACGUCGGGAGAAGAUCCAGGUUCUGGACCAAGUCAUGAAAGAGACGAAAAAGGACGGCAAGUCGGUGGGCUUUUUGUGGAGCCAGGGCGGUGACCAAUUCGAAAUGGAGGAGGUCCUGGGUUUGCAGUUUGGCUUCCCAGCUGUCAUCGCAGUGAAUUUUGGCAAGGGCCGAUUUGGUGUCCACCGUGGCACCUUCGACAAGGACUCCAUCUCUCAGUUCCUUACCUCCCUCUCCCGCGGGGGAACCCCGCCGAGAGCCCAAAUGGGGGCCCCCUGGGCCCCCCUUGUGCUUUUUCAGAGAAGGGGAGAACUCUGA
Molecule: messenger RNA, 711 nt
Organism: Symbiodinium natans
Lineage: Eukaryota; Dinophyceae; Suessiales; Symbiodiniaceae
Source: the annotation of a GenBank genome assembly